This is a messenger RNA of Penaeus vannamei (Pacific white shrimp), 615 nucleotides long. NCBI's taxonomy places the organism in Eukaryota, Metazoa, Arthropoda, Malacostraca, Decapoda, Penaeidae. The record is from RefSeq and is a predicted model, not a curated record.
AUGAGACGCUACGUGUUCAUAGGGGCCGUCAUGGGGCUGUGCUUCUUGGCCGUUGCGGAAAGUGAAACAACAAAAUCCUCUACAGAAACAAUAAAUACAACCACAGAGCAAUCAACCCCAACCAUGCUUAAAACAAGCACCGGGCCACAAACAAUUGCUUCAACUAACACAGAGGUACCAAGAACUACGGUGUUACCAACAUCUAUAGAUCAACAUACAACGGUGUCACCAUCAACCACGGAACCGCCAACAGAGCCAGCAAUAACCACAGAACCACCAACAACUACAGAACCGCCAACGAUGCCACCAACAACCACAGAACCGCCGACAAUGCCACCAACAACCACAGAACCGCCAACAGAGUCACCAACAACCACAGAGCCACCAGAACCGCCGACAGAGCCACCAACAACCACAGAACAGCCAACUGAGCCACCAACAACCAUAGAACCACCAACAGAGCCACCAACAACCACAGAACCGCCAACAGAACCACCAACAGAGCCACCAACAACCACAGAACCGCCGACAGAGCACCACAACCAUAGAACCGCCAGACCACCAACAACACAAACCGCCGACAGAACCACCACCAACCACAGAACCGCCAACUGA